Messenger RNA from Octodon degus (degu), 1422 nucleotides. It is a transcript of the gene H1-2, whose product is annotated as histone H1.2. Gene Ontology annotation, cellular component: nucleosome. Lineage: Eukaryota; Metazoa; Chordata; Mammalia; Rodentia; Octodontidae. Gene Ontology annotation, biological process: nucleosome assembly. The record is from RefSeq and is a predicted model, not a curated record. The transcript has a single exon. Gene Ontology annotation, molecular function: DNA binding; structural constituent of chromatin. Bases 40 to 681 code for a protein of 213 amino acids.
CGGCGGCGCCACCCAGCCACCGCGUCCUCGAACCUCAGGAUGUCCGAGACCGCUCCUGCCGCUGCCCCUGCCGCCGCGCCCCCGGCGGAGAAGACCCCUGUCAAGAAGAAGGCUGCUAAGAAGCCUGCGGGGGCGCGCCGCAAGGCCACUGGCCCGCCGGUGUCCGAGCUCAUCACCAAGGCUGUGGCCGCCUCCAAAGAGCGCAGCGGGGUGUCGCUGGCCGCCCUCAAGAAGGCGCUGGCGGCCGCUGGCUAUGACGUGGAGAAGAACAACAGCCGCAUCAAGCUGGGGCUGAAGAGCCUGGUGAGCAAGGGCACCCUGGUGCAGACCAAGGGCACCGGCGCCUCCGGCUCGUUCAAGCUCAACAAGAAGGCGGCUUCCGGGGAGGCCAAGCCCAAGGCCAAGAAGGCGGGCGCGGCCAAGCCUAAGAAGCCCGCGGGAGCAGCCAAGAAGCCUAAGAAGGCUGCGGGGGCCGCCGCGCCCAAGAAGAGCGCCAAGAAGACCCCCAAGAAGGCCAAGAAGCCCGCCGCGGCUGCUGGCGCCAAGAAAGUGGCCAAGAGUCCCAAGAAGGCUAAGGUUGCCAAACCCAAGAAGGUCAAGAGUGCGUCCAAGGCUGUGAAGCCCAAGGCCGCCAAGCCCAAGGUUGCCAAGCCCAAAAAGGCGGCGCCUAAGAAGAAGUAGAUUGACUCCUUCUCCAACCCCAAAGGCUCUUUUCAGAGCCACCACUGAUCUCUGGAGGAAGAGCUGACACUUGUUUACUCCUGGUGCAGCCUGGGCGUGUCCGUGCGCUGCGCGCCGAUCCUGUGACUUUUCCUCCCCUUGUUGGCGCCCUGCCUCGCUGCCGGGUCAGGCACUUCCAUCGCGGGUGGUGGACUGCGCUUUCCAGUCUUCGGCUGUUGCCUGCAAAAACCGGUCUAGAUCUGGUGCUCCGUACGGCUUGGACUACAGGGGAUUCGAAAGUUCCCGCUCUGCGCUUGGGUUGGCGCGUGCGUCUGGCCGCGGCUUCUCCAGUGUCACUGGGCGGGCGGCCGCUAGAGUAAUCCGCCCGGGCUCUUUGCAGCAGCCCUGCUAGGAGGUGCAAACCCACUGCUCCCUGGACGCUGCGAAGAGGGUGGGUAUCGGCAGCUAAUCCUGCAAGCACGGGAAAGAGACGAACUGAAAUGCUUUACGGUGGCAGGAGUUCCGCCUUCCCUGGGGGGGGGGGGCGAUCGUCCAGGGUGACUUUGUAACUUCCUGAGCCGUGUCCCUAGAAGUGACGAGCUUUGAGGUCUGCGAACGUAGGUUUCUGCUUAAUCUUCUCUGAAACUUAGAGGUUUUUAAGUGUUAAUUUGUGUAUCUUAAAAGUAUUUCUAUGUAAAGCACAACAAAGUAACGAAUUGCGCAGACAUGCCUGUUUCCAAUAAAAGGCUUUAGUUUUCAUUA